AAUAAAAUUCAGUUUCUGAAUAUGAAUGUGUUUGGGACAGUGAGGAAGAGUCUUGUGAAGGGUGUUAGCAAUGGAGAGAGGAGUUCAAAGAUGGGCAGUGGAUAUAUCAGACUGGAAACCAUCUUUUCAAGACUUCUCUUUUGCCCUCUCUCUUCUUCCUGUCCAAGACUGCGAUUCAAUCACCAGGUUUAUAAAAAUGGAAGAUAGGAAAAGGGCACUUGUGAGCCGGAUGCUUCAAUAUGCUAUAGUACAUGAAGUGUUGGGAAUCCCAUGUGGAGAAAUUAUCAUCAAGCGCACAUUGGAAGGCAAACCAUAUUUGGAAUCUGGGAAACAUUUUCAAGAAUUCCCCAACUUUAAUUUUAACACAUCGCAUCAUGGUGACUAUGUAGCUAUAGCUUCUGAACCAUUAUGCCUUGUGGGGUUGGAUAUUGUGUCAAAUGUCAUUCCCUGGAAAGAGACAGUCACAGAAUUCAUUCAAAACUUCUCAUCUUAUUUUUCAAAUUUGGAGUGGGAUAAUAUAAUCACUUCUGGGAAUUCUAAUGAUAUUUUGUUUGAGUUUUAUAGGUAUUGGAGUCUCAAAGAAGCAUAUGUCAAAGCAACAGGUAGUGGGCUGGCUUAUGGUUUGGACAGAGUGGAAUUUCAUCAUACUGGUUGGACAAAUAUCUCUGUUAAAAUUGAUGGAAAGGCUAUGCCAGAAUGGAGAUUUUGGCUUUCUGAGCUGGGAAAAGGUCAUUUGGUAUCACUUGCAAGAGGUCACCCAAGAUCUGCUGCUAGUAAUUACAAGAAAACAUUGGACGUUACAGAUUUCGAUGAAGCAGAAUACCACAAAGGCCUUAAUCUUCCGAACACAAGAUUUUCGCUGAGAAACGUUGAACAACUCAUCCAAGUUUUAUGCAAAGAAAUUUACAGAGUACCUAGACCUAGGAUCCAUAAUACAGUUGAUGUAGAAGAAAUGUCUGAUGAACACUAAUCCAGUAGAAGUGUAAUAAAAAGCAUACCCAUUAUUUUGCA
Messenger RNA from Ziziphus jujuba (common jujube), 1011 nucleotides. RefSeq lists its product as uncharacterized. The transcript is spliced from 5 exons. Gene Ontology annotation, cellular component: cytosol. Gene Ontology annotation, molecular function: holo-[acyl-carrier-protein] synthase activity; magnesium ion binding. Bases 71 to 970 code for a protein of 299 amino acids. Lineage: Eukaryota; Viridiplantae; Streptophyta; Magnoliopsida; Rosales; Rhamnaceae. The record is from RefSeq and is a predicted model, not a curated record.